AAAUCGAUCCUCACGUCAACAAUAAUAAUGGCAGCCUCCUUACUUCGGAAAUCUUGCCCUGGAGCAAAAUCUGUUUGUAGAUUUGCGUAUUCUAGACAAAGUUACAAGCAAUUUAUCAACAAAUAUUGUCCACCAUGUAUCCUUCAACAUAGUGUUCGCAAGUUUAGCGAUGUUUUAGGAGAUAAAACUGUAAGAAUUGGAUAUGCGUCCGGUUUUUGGGGAGACACUGCAUGUGCAGCUCCCCAGCUUGUACAUAAUGGAGGCAUUGAUUUCCUUGUGUUUGACUAUCUGUCUGAGAUCACCAUGUCCCUUCUUACUGCUGCCAGACACAAGAAACCUGAUUUGGGGUACGCCCCAGAUUUUGUUCUAGCUGCUGUGGGCCCUCUUCUGAAUGAGAUCAAGAAACGAGGCAUCCGUGUGGUGAGCAAUGCAGGAGGAGUCAACCCUCAUGCUUGCGCUGCAGCAUUACAAGAAGCAGCCAAGAAAGCUGGUGUUGAUAUCAAGGUUGCUGUGGUUACUGGCGAUGAUCUCAUGCACAAGAAAGAUGAGAUUAUUAAAUCAGGAACAAAAGAUAUUGACUGUGGGAUUACAGCACCGAAGACGCUAGUCAGUAUGAACGCUUACCUUGGUGCUGGACCAAUCACAAAAGCACUGGAUAUGGGUACAGAUAUUGUGGUAACAGGGAGAUGUGUAGAUAGUGCUGUGGUCCUUGGACCUCUCAUGCAUACGUUUGGUUGGAAUCAAAGUGACUACACACGUCUAGCAUCUGCCUCUUUAGCUGGUCAUAUAGCUGAGUGUGGGGCACAGGCUACAGGGGGUGUCUUUACUGAUUGGCAUCUGGUUCAAGAUUGGGACAACAUUGGCUUUCCCAUCAUAGAAUGUGGGGAGGAAGGUGCCUUUGUUGUGACAAAACCUCCAAAUACAGGUGGGCUGGUUUCUAAGGAAACUGUUGCUGAGCAACUGGUUUAUGAGCUUGGUGAUCCUGCCAGAUACAUGCUCCCUGAUGUUAUAUGUGACUUUAGAAAUGUUACACUUCAAAACGUGGAAGGUGACCCAAAUGGCGCUGUUCUUGUGACUGGGGCCAAAGGCUUACCACCAACCACACAGUUCAAGGUUAGUGGUACUUAUGCAGACGGUUUCAGAGCAACCUCAGUGUCUCCUAUCACUGGCCCAAAUGCAGCGGAGAAAGGCAGAAAAACGGCGGAAAGUAUUCUGAAAAGGACAAGGACCAUCUUCAAGCAGUUGGAGCUGAAAGACUACACCCAGACUAAUGUACAGAUUCUGGGCUCAGAGCAAAGCUACGGUCCACACGCAAGGGAUGUCAACCCAAGGGAGGCGGUCAUAUGGAUUGCUGCGCAGCACUCGCAGAAAAAGGCAAUGGAGAUCUUCGCAAGAGAGGUUGCUCCAGCUGGAACAGGAAUGGCUCCAGGUUUGACAGGCAUUGUUGGAGGUCGCCCAAGAGUGUCACCAGUCUUGAAGUUGUUUUCUUUCCUGUAUCCAAAGGACCAAGUGCAGGCUACUGUACAUAUUGAUGGCAAAGAGGAAACCAUUACUGCAUCAUCACCAGAGUCUUCCGAAGAUUCUGCCGCCUCCUCUGAGGAGACAGUAACUCAAGAUGAGACUCUACCAGUAGGAGAUCACACAUUCAGCCUCAUGGAUUUAGCAUACACAAGGAGUGGUGACAAGGGAAACAAUGCAACUAUAGGUGUUAUAGCCAGACAUCCGUCCUAUGUACCUUACAUUAGGAGGCAUCUAACUGCAGAUGCUGUACACUCUUACUUCAAGCAUGUCAUUGACCCAGAAACUGUGGACCCAGUUACCAGAUAUGAGCUCCCAGGAAUUGAUGGUUUCAGUUUUCUGUUGAGGAAUUCCCUUGGAGGUGGUGGCGUGGCAUCGUUGCUUAGUGAUCCACAGGGAAAGGGCUAUGGACAGAUGUUACUGGAUAUCCAAAUCACCAAUGUUCCAGAUUUAGUUUCCAUGACCAAGUAGUCAUCAUCAAACCAAACUUGCCCCCCCCCCC
Molecule: messenger RNA, 2020 nt
Organism: Asterias rubens (European starfish)
Lineage: Eukaryota; Metazoa; Echinodermata; Asteroidea; Forcipulatida; Asteriidae
Exons: 16
Coding region: 28-1989 (653 amino acids)
Source: RefSeq, a predicted model, not a curated record